This is a messenger RNA of Phragmites australis (common reed), 2505 nucleotides long. Its product is annotated as probable acyl-activating enzyme 16, chloroplastic. NCBI's taxonomy places the organism in Eukaryota, Viridiplantae, Streptophyta, Magnoliopsida, Poales, Poaceae. Gene Ontology annotation, cellular component: chloroplast. The record is from RefSeq and is a predicted model, not a curated record. Bases 168 to 2369 code for a protein of 733 amino acids. Gene Ontology annotation, molecular function: long-chain fatty acid [acyl-carrier-protein] ligase activity. The transcript has 18 exons. Gene Ontology annotation, biological process: fatty acid elongation.
GCGUCCAAAGAUCCGCGGCCCUUCGCCUCGAUCCCUCCACGUCCAGACGAAGCCCUCGAGGUCGCGACACCCCCACCUGGCCACCUCACCUCUCCAUUCCCUCGUCGCCCUCCCGAUAUAGCCGAGGCAGAGCACCAUCCCCUCGCACGCGACACCCACCUGCCACGAUGCUCGCCGCUCCCUCCGGGCAGAUGGCGCUCGGCUUCACGCGCCGCUCGCCCUCGCCUCUCCACUGCCGCCGCCUCCUCCCUAGGCGCCCCGCCGCCCUUCUCUCCCCCCGUCCGCCGGUGCGUAGCCGCCUCUUCCUCCGGUGCGCGGCCGCCGCCUCUCCGCCCCCGUCCGCCGACUCCGCGCUACAAUACCCAGUUCGCAGAAAGUGCUCUCCUUUACUUGAGAGUGCUCUAUUGCCUGCUGGAAGUGAUUCGACUGUGCAUGAAUGGAAGGCAGUUCCAGAUAUUUGGAGGACAGCAGCAGAAAAAUAUGCUGACCGCGUAGCUGUAAUAGAUCCUUAUCAUGAACCACCGUCAGAAUGGACUUAUAAACAGCUUGAACAAGAAAUAUUGGAUUUUUCUCAAGGUCUGAGGACCAUGGAAGUUGCUCCAAAUGAGAAGCUAGCUCUUUUUGCUGAUAACUCAAGUCGCUGGCUAGUUGCAGAUCAAGGGAUCAUGGCUAUUGGUGCUAUCAACGUUGUUAGGGGAACACGAUCUUCUGAUGAAGAAUUGUUUCAAAUAUACACUCACUCAGAAAGCAUUGCACUUGUUGUGGACAGUCCUCAAUUCUUUAACCGGCUUGCAGAAUCUUUCCUUUCAAGGAUUAAUCCAAGAUUCAUUGUGCUACUUUGGGGUGACAAAUCAUGCAUAGAUAGCAAAGCUGUGAAGGAUAUACCACUUUAUGACUACAAGGAUAUCUCUGAACUUGGACGAGAAAGCCGUAAUGCACUGCUUAGUUCGUGCCAGCAAGGGCAGCAUGAUAUCUUUGAAACUAUUACUCCUGAAGAUGUGGCAACACUAAUAUAUACUAGUGGAACAAGUGGCACACCAAAAGGAGUAAUGCUUACCCACCAAAAUCUCUUGCAUCAGAUAAAUAAUUUGUGGGACAUUGUACCGGCAGAACCUGGUGAUAGGUUCCUUAGCAUGCUGCCACCAUGGCAUGCGUAUGAGCGUGCCUGUGAGUACUUCAUCUUCACUUACGGAAUCCAACAAGUUUACACCACUGUGAAGUACUUGAAGGAAGAUUUGCAGCGUUACCAACCUCACUAUAUUAUAUCAGUACCCCUGGUCUAUGAAACUCUGUACAGUUCAAUUCACAGGCAGAUUUCUUCCGGUUCGGCUGCUCGAAAAAUUAUUGCUCUUUCACUUAUCAAGAUAAGUUUGCUAUAUAUGGAGGCAAAGAAGAUCUAUGAGGGAACAGUUUUAUCAAACAAUCCUGUUGAACCAUCAUUCAUUGUCUAUAUGGUCAAGUGGCUAUGGGCAAGAAUUGUUGCUGCAUUUCUGUGGCCUCUGCAUAAUCUGGCAAAGAUACUAGUCUACAAGAAAAUUCAUUCAGCAAUCGGGAUUUCAAAGGCUGGCAUUAGUGGCGGUGGAAGUCUUCCGAUGCAUGUUGAUAAGUUUUUUGAGGCCAUUGGCAUUAAAGUACAAAAUGGCUAUGGUCUAACAGAGACUUCUCCUGUGGUAGCUGCUAGACGACCACUCUGUAAUGUUCUUGGCACAGUUGGCCACCCAGUAAAGCAUACUGAAAUCAAGGUUGUCGACCUAGAAACUGGUGAGGUGCUCCCACAUGGUUCGAAGGGGAUUGUGAAAAUUAAAGGACCACAAGUAAUGAAGGGAUAUUAUAAGAACCCAUCUGCUACAAAUGAAGCACUGGAUCUAGAGGGUUGGUUCAACACUGGAGAUAUAGGUUGGAUUGCACCUCACCAUGCCGUAGGGCCAAGUCGGAGGUGUGGAGGGAUGGUUGUUCUUGAUGGGCGUGCGAAGGAUACAAUAGUUCUCUCUACAGGUGAAAAUGUUGAACCUGCUGAGAUCGAGGAAGCAGCCAGCAGAAGCAACUUGAUUCAUCAGAUAGUUGUGAUCGGACAAGAUCAACGCCGUCUUGGUGCUAUAAUUGUUCCCAACAGUGAUGAAGUUCUGGCAGAAGCAAAAAGAAAGUCCAUUCUUGAUGAUAAUGGCGAACUAGCUAAAGAUACGGUCAUGAACUUGCUAUAUGAUGAGCUGAAAACUUGGAUGGCUCAUUGCGCUUUCCGUAUUGGUCCAAUUGUAAUUGUUGAUGAACCAUUUACGAUCGACAGUGGUCUGAUGACACCCACCAUGAAAAUACGAAGGGACAAAGUGACAGCCAAAUAUCACAGAGAGAUCAACGCGUUGUACAAGUGAUCUGUAGUGUUCCUGCGUCGGUGCAGACAGUAGCUGUAAUAUGGCAUUAUAUUGAGAGGACAGUAGUGUCCUUCUCAGGAUUGAAAUUUCGCGAGGAGAAGAAAUAUCUAACUUUAGAAUUUUCUUUUUUCACUGA